Drosophila sechellia is the source of this 3228-nucleotide messenger RNA. Its product is annotated as agrin. Gene Ontology annotation, molecular function: protein binding. Gene Ontology annotation, cellular component: extracellular region. The record is from RefSeq and is a predicted model, not a curated record. Gene Ontology annotation, biological process: multicellular organism development; cell differentiation. Lineage: Eukaryota; Metazoa; Arthropoda; Insecta; Diptera; Drosophilidae. The transcript is spliced from 4 exons. The coding region runs from base 1111 to 3099 and encodes 662 amino acids.
CAUUCGUCGGCGCAUUGUCAAACCUUCCAGUCGCAUUGGAGCCCAAGCUUUCCGAGAUUUCAGAGCGACUCUAGAGCGCACUAAAAAAAUAGGCAUAAGAAAAAAAAAUUUAAAAAGACGAAAAAAGAAACAGAGGCGAAGACGACAAUACGAAUUGUACAAAUCGGAUGCGAGCGCGAGUGUGUUAGUGCCCAUUCAUUCAUUCAUUCAUUCGAGAACAAUAAAAAAGAAGAAAUGAAAUACGAAAUGCAAUCGCCGCAUUUGCAGUCGCAGUCGGCGUCGCAGUAGGCGUCAGCGGAGGCAGCGGCCGAGGCAGAACAGUAGCAGCAGCAUCGAAAUCCGAAAGACAGAUCAUUUUUCAUAUGCGAAUCGAAACUCGAAGAGCGCGCAUCAAAGUCAAAUUCAAACCACGAAAGAGUAACGGACAAAAGCGAAUUGUUUUGUGCGCAUAAUAGAAACGAAAAAAAAAAGAAAGAAAAACAUAAUAAAAAGCAAAGAAAAGGAAUAUAAAGCCUUACCAGAACCAGUAAUUGAAAUCAAAUUAAAGGCGGGCCGUGCAAAAAUCCACAAAACAUCAAGAAAAAGCCAUAAAGCCAAGGCGAUAAAAAAGAAAUUAUGCUCCAUUGUGCGAUUGUGUGAAAAGGUCAAGUGCCCGGCAGGCAAAGGGAAAAGCGAAAGAGACAGAAGACAGCGCAAGACACGGGAGCUUAAUGUUGAUUGGCAAACGAAUGAACUCGUAAAAGGGCUCUAGAGAGAGAGAGGGCAACACAACGACAUCGCUUAACAAGAAGAGCAGGAAGAAGAAGAAGACCAGGCCAGGCCCAAAUGACCGCAAGAUUACCGUUAAUUCGAACAGCUUAAGCGCCAUUACGAGCAAGUUAUAUAGUCCAUAUACUAUAUAGCACCUGGAAGACCGACCGAGGAAGAGAAAAAAACUUUCCUCCACCGUGAGCCGCAGCCGCAUAAAAGUUUGCUACUAUUUCAAUUUCAAUUGUUAACGAGCGAAAGCGCCGCACGCCUCAGUCUCACAUCACGCACGCAUCCGAUCCGAGCGGCAACAACAAAUCAUCAAGCGUCUAAUAGGAAAAGUGCAGCAGACGGGCAGCGAAAAUGCACCACAAACAGCAUCUGCAUCUGCAUCAGCAGCCCCGCGCUUCAAAAGCCACCCAAACACAGGCCCACGGACUUGGCCAGACUCCAAGCCAGAUCGCCAGAUGCAGCCAUAACCACAGCCCCAGUCUGGGCCUCAGCUUUGGCGGCACCAAGAGCCAGCGACAGCUGUUUGGCGCACUCUUGGCCAUGUUCACGUUGGCGGCAUUUGCGUCAACCACCAGUGGCGCUGUGACAGACUCACCCAUCAAGAUUAUCCGGCUGCCGGCGCAGGCGCCAGUUAUCCGCUAUCGCAGUGCUGAUGCGGCGCCGGACUCAUUGCUGAUCAACUAUCGCCAGGAUGCGCAGCCGGAGCUGUCGUCCACAUUGAUGCAGGCACCCGGAGCGGCGGCAGCUGCCUUGGAGUCGCUGCUGCGCGAGGAGACGGAGCAACAGCAGCUGGCCCAGAUGGGCAGACGGAAUAGGGCUAGUACCACCGGCACCGGCAACUGUCCUCGAUCCUGUCCACCGAGCAUCACCGUGGGAGCUGAGCCCGUGUGCGGCAGCGAUGGUCUGAUCUACGCGAAUAUCUGCGAGCUGCGCAAGAAGACUUGCUCCCGCAGUGGCGUGUCGCUGAUCAAGGACGUGCGGGAUGGCUGCGAGAGGUCGAAGGGUUCGGACUGCAAGCACCGCUGCAGCACGGAGAAGGAUCCGGUGUGUGGUACAGACGGAAGGACCUAUCUUAAUCGCUGCAUGCUGAGGGUGCAAUCGUGUCGCGUGGGCUUGGCUGCCGUGAAGCUAUCGCAUGUGGGUCCAUGCAGCAACACGAGUGCCGUGCGUGAAUCCUGUCCGGUGGACUGCAACAGUGCUCCGAAGGAUGGACCAGUUUGCUCCUCGGAUGGCAAUGUAUACAACUCCACAUGUGAGAUGAAGCUGAAAACGUGUGGACAGGGUGUGGUGAAAACCAGCCGGAAGCACUGUCAGUCCACGCGAAUGUGCCGGGAAUCCUGCUGGCGUGUUGCGAGGCCCACUUGCGGAUCAGAUGGCAGACUGUAUGCCAGUCCGUGCAAAAUGCGCUCUUCCAAUUGCGGCAAGCACGUCUUUGAGGUUCCCUUGUCCUACUGCAUGUCGCAGGAGAGGCACGGAGCCUCCGAUGCCUGUCCCACGGAGUGUCCCAAAUCGGAUACGGAUUCCUCGUCGCAGUACGUGUGCGGCAGUGAUGGAAACAUUUACUCUUCGCUUUGUGAACUGAAAAUGCUCAAUUGCGGUCCACAGCGCAAGUCUAUUCAAAAAGUGAGCAUGGACAAGUGCAAGAAUCGAUUGACCCGCUGCAAACAGCUGCCUCCUUGCAAGGACUUCAACAGCUUGUUCGGCUCCAUCUUCAGCUCGAAGCGAAAUGACAAGCUCUGCGGCACGGACGCCAAGACUUAUAACAAUGAGUGCGAACUGGCCCACGCCACCUGCCUACGCGGCGUGAAUCUGGCCCACAUUGGUCCCUGCACCGAUCUCAAUUCGCCCACCAAGGAUUGUGGGGAUGCCUGCACCCGGGCGGAUCUGGAACAGCAGCCAGUGUGCGGUUCGGACGGCAACACCUUCUCCUCCAUGUGCGAGUUCAAGCGGCGCACUUGCGAUAUGCGUGUGGUGCCCGUUUCGCUAAAGAAUUGCGCUUUAACCGCCGAUUGCGAAUCGGAUUGUGAUGCCCAGCCGCCAAGUUUCGUCUGCGGAUCGGAUAACAAUCUGUACAAGUCCGAGUGCCACAUGCGCAAGGAGAACUGUGGCAAGCACGUGUUUGUGGUGCCACUGAAACGAUGCCUUGCCGCCUUCCAGCUUAAGGGAUGUGCCCGCAUCUGUCCCAGGGAAUUCGAGCCUGUUUGCGGCAGCGAUAAUAAAACGUAUCUGAACGACUGCUUCCUGGAGAUCGAAAACUGCAGGGCGAACCAGACGGUGAACGUCAACUACUACGGCGCCUGUGGCCGCCCCGAAGCACCAUCCACUAACUUCCUUUACUAGGACGUAUGUAUGCGUGGCGCCUUCAUUUCACUUGGCAUUUAAUAUUUGUAGGCUAUAGUCUUGUAUUGUACUUUUUUAAAACGAUAUUUAUUGAGUUUGAAUUAAAGCCCCCAACGAACUUACAAGGAA